AUGAACGGUAUUAUCCACAACUGCACCCAUAACGACUCCGAUAGCGUCACGGCCCGCAAGUCGGAGGACCAGAUGUUUAUUUCCAUCUUCAACUACAUUGAGCAUUUGUUUGGCAAGAUCAAGCCCAAACAGCUCUUCUUCAUGGCCAUCGAUGGUGUCGCCCCGCGCGCCAAGAUGAACCAGCAGCGUGCGCGACGUUUCCGAACUGCUCUCGAUACUGAAAAGGCUCGGGAGAAGGCUAUCCGCGAAGGCGUCGAGAUGCCCACCGAGGAAGCUUUUGACAGCAACUGCAUCACACCGGGCACAGCCUUUAUGGCGAAGCUCACACAGCAGCUCAAGUACUUCAUCAACAAGAAGGUCUCCGAGGACAUUGAUUGGCAGGGUGUGGAAGUCGUCCUGUCAGGACACGAGGUCCCCGGAGAGGGCGAGCACAAGGUAAUGGAGUACAUCCGUCAGGCGAAGGCGCAGCCGGGGUACGACCCGAACCGUCGCCACUGCUUGUACGGCCUUGAUGCCGACCUGAUCAUGUUGGGUUUGCUCAGCCAUGACCCCCACUUCAGUUUGUUGCGAGAAGAGGUGACAUUUGGCCGCCAGAGCCAGACCAAGUCCAAAGAGUUGGAGCAUCAGAACUUCUAUCUCAUGCAUCUCUGCAUUGUUCGAGAAUAUCUGGAACUCGAGUUCCAAGAACUGGAAGAGCCUGGCGCUCUUAGCUUUCCAUUUGAUAUGGAGCGUGUCAUUGACGAUUUCAUUCUCAUGGCUUUCUUUGUUGGUAACGAUUUCCUUCCAAACCUUCCGCAUUUGCAUAUUAACGAGGGCGCGUUGGCUCUCAUGUUCAACGUCUACAAGACAGUUCUACCCAAGGGUAAAGGCUACAUCAACGAGGAGGGUGUCAUCAACAUGGAGCGUUUGGCGAUAUUAUUGGAUGAACUCGCAAAUAUCGAAUACCGCCAUUUUGAAUCCGAAAACUCAGACGCCGCCUGGUUCAAGGGAAAGAGCCUUGGAAAAGAAGAUGUAAUGAAGAAGACGGCGAGACGAGGCACAGUUGUUAUGACCACUCAACAGCAGGCUCUGUUCGCACAGGUCAAGAGCUGGCUGAAUGACUACUUGGGGAAGAAAGAGCAGGGUCCUCUUGAUUUUCCCGUCUCUCUCCGAGCAGAGGACCGGAAGUUUGUCCAGGAACUUGCCGAAAAGCUGCGUCUUCCAUGGAAGACUGUUCAGAAUGAAGAUGGCGAUCGUCAUAUCCAGGUCACGGCUCCGCCCAAGCUGGUGGAGGGUGACUCAGAUGAGGAGGAGGACACAGACGACGAGUCCAAGAAAGCGAUUGCACGCAUUGUACAGAAAUACGAACAGGCCAAGGUUGUUGAUGUCUCACCUGAGGACGCUCAAUCGGAAAUGCAGAAGAAGUACGAUGAAAAGUUUGAAGCUUGGAAGAACGACUACUACAAGAGCAAGUUCGAGUGGGAUCGCAGCAACGAAGAGGAGCUCCGCAAGCUAACUGAGAACUAUGUGCAAGGACUACAAUGGGUUCUCUAUUACUACUACCGUGGAGUAGCGUCGUGGCCGUGGUACUACCAAUAUCACUACUCGCCCAUGAUCUCCGACGUUAAGCGGGGUUUGAAGGCAGACAUCAACUUCAAACUGGGCCAACCAUUCAAGCCUUUCCAGCAGUUGAUGGGAGUCUUGCCUGAUCGCAGUAAGAGCAUUGUACCGAAAGCUUACUGGCCUCUUAUGACGAACGAGGACUCGCCCAUCAUCGACUUCUAUCCCCGUGACUUCACGUUGGACAUGAACGGAAAGAAGCAGGAUUGGGAGGCGGUCGUCAAGAUUCCCUUUAUUCAGGAAGACCGUUUGUUGAAGGCCAUGGCUACGAAGGAACAAGAUCUAACACCAGAUGAGAAGGCCCGCAACUCAUUCGGAGUCUCGCUGAAGUUCACCUACGCCAAGGAUCUCGACUUCAUCUACCAAUCAUCCCUGCCUGGUGUGUUCCCGGAUCUACCACAUUGCAAGUGCAUCGAAAACAUCUUCGACCUUCCUACUAUGGACGGACUGGAGUACUACAUUGGUCUUAUGGACGGCGUCAAACUGGGAGCAGAUGCAUUGGCAGGCUUCCCCAGCUUGAAAGUUUUGCCGUUCCAUGGAAAGCUCGAGUUUGCUGGCGUCAACGUGUUCAAUCAAGAUAGUCGGAACGAGAGCAUGGUUAUUACGCUUCUGGAUACCGAGCCGCGACAGCCAGUAUCGCAUGCAAUAGGAAAACUUGGAAAAGCGGUUCAUGUUGGCUACCCAUUCCUCCACGAGGCAAAGGUAGUCAAGGUAUCGGACGAGUUAUUCGACUAUGUCCUUCCUGAGGAUGGUGUAUCUGCGCCUGUUUCUAUUCCCCAUGGCCCACAGGAAAUCUCGAACUGGAAGAAGACGGCGAACCGCAUCGAGAGCCAGUACAGCAAGCGCCUUGGUAUCAACAUUGGCGAAAUCGAGUCACUUGUACAUGUGGAAAUGCUCAAAGGUCUUAGGAAGACUGAUGAAGGCGCCACAAUCAAGGAGUAUGGUGAGGUUGCUGGGCUGCAGGUCGAGUAUGCAACCCAAUCAGUCGUCGAUGAGGUUGUCAGCGCAGACCAACGCUUCCUGGAGAAGGCGGCAUUGCCUAUCGAGGAAGAAUUUCCUGAAGGUGCUCGAGCUUUCUAUCUUGGAGACUACGCCUACGGUCGCCCUCUGCAGGUUAUGGGCCACGCAGACAACAAGGCUACUAUCAUGGUCGCCAAGCUUAAGAAACCCGAGCCAAACUUCGGACGUGAGGUUGUCAGCAUGGCCGAAAGGUCGACACCUUAUGUACCAUCAUAUGUUGUUGCUAGGCAGCUGAACAUGCCGCCCCUAGCCUUGUCCAAGCUCACUUCUUCCUUCAACGUCACCUCCAGCGGUCUCAAGCUCAAUCUAGGCUUGAACCUCAAGUUUGAGGCGAAGAAGCUCAAGGUUCUGGGUUACUCUCGAAAGUCGCCCAACGGAUGGGAAUACAGUCAGAAGGCCAUGGACCUCCUGGCCCAGUACAUGAUCAAGUUCCCUGAGUUCGUUGCUGCCAUCAUCAACAACCCGACAGGCGAUGGCUGGGAAGACACUGACUUCUACCCCGCCGAGAUUGCGAAACAAAAGGUCAAGGAAAUUGGAGCCUGGCUGAAAGAGGUCCAGACCAAGAGCUUUGAGAAAGUACCUUUGGACGCCGAGCAGCUCGACUCUGACACAGUCAAGCUGAUUGAACAGGCGGCGGAUGCAAACUUCCAUCUCACUCAGGAGGUGGAGCCCAAGACUGUCUCAAAGGUGCCGCGUGUGGCUUUGCUCAAGCCUUCAGAUGCAGAGCAGCGCCUAGGACACCAGAACUUCAGCAUUGGCGACCGUAUUGUCUACGUCCAGGACUCUGGAAGGGUACCCAUUGGAUCAUCGGGUACUGUGGUCGGAAAGACACGCACAGCACGUGUCCUGUUGCUGGAUGUUGUUUUUGAUGCGACUUUCAUGAGCGGUACUUCUCUUGGUGAUCGCUGCUCUCCGUUUAGAGGAUCUACUGUGCCGGCAACUGCUGUUCUCAACAUGACGGAUCAGCAAGUCGUCCACUACUCUAGCGCUGCUGCUGCCAGGCGCGCGCAACAACCUCCCCAGUCAUCAUACACCAUACCCCGCUUUGGUGCUCCCGGAGGUCCUCAACUGGUUCCUGCAGGUACGCCACCCCCUCUGCAUGGCUCAUACCGUGGAGCUUUCGGCGGUGCCAACGGACGUGGUGGAGGUAUGGCUCCACGCCAGGCUCCACAAGGACAACAGACGCUACCAAUCCAUGGGGGCCCACCUCGCGGCGGUCGGGGCGGUUUCGCUCCCCGCGGAGGUCAAGCCAACGGCCAUCAAAAUCAGGCUCCCAAUGGGGCUAACCCUCGUGGUACUCUCCGUGGCGGCUCCAAUGACUUUGUACCGCGCGGACGAGGAGGUGGCUUCAAAGGCCGAGGUGGCUUCACCGUCAUCGACAACACCGAUCCUACUGAGGGUGUCGUCCCCAACAACCCCAACUUCCAGCCACGCAACUAUUCAAACGUACCCCCGCCGGCUAACUUGGAUGGUGGACGUGGCAGAGGACGAGGCCGCGGUCGUGGAGGUCGUGGACGAGGAGGGUCCAGGGGCAGUGCGCCAGCUGCUGCACAGUAG
This is a messenger RNA of Pyrenophora tritici-repentis Pt-1C-BFP, 4176 nucleotides long. RefSeq names its product XRN1, 5'-3' exonuclease. Gene Ontology annotation, molecular function: 5'-3' exonuclease activity; nucleic acid binding. The record is from RefSeq and is a predicted model, not a curated record. Gene Ontology annotation, biological process: nuclear-transcribed mRNA catabolic process. NCBI's taxonomy places the organism in Eukaryota, Fungi, Ascomycota, Dothideomycetes, Pleosporales, Pleosporaceae.